AAUUUACGGAACAACCACGAAGCCGGAGUAGCCAAGAAGGAAACCAGGGUAUUGGCAUCCGUCCUAUUAAUGGUCGAGUCUCGCUUGCUUCCACGUUGAAACCACGUCCAAGUUUUAAGCCGCCCUCAUCGUUGUGUCCCUAAUAAUCAGCAAGCUAGCCAACAAGUUCACGUAAAACGUCCCAUUUAGUACUAUUUGGUCUCCUUUUAUAGGAUACACGCUGGGAAAUAACUUGAAAUAUGCACAAUGACCAUCAAUUCCAAAGUUGUCCGCACCCUCACGAGCUGCCGACCGACACCUAGCAUCAUCAGACCCCUGCGUGCAGAUUGGGCAACUGUCAACAAACCAGAUCAAGUCCACCCACACGUUAGGGCAUUCCAGACCAUACCAUCACGCUGUUCCAAAUCGGCCAACCCAGACGUGUCCGAAUGGGAGACGGUUGCACAUAGCGCAGAGCCGCCACAACAGACAAACGAGGAUGCUGGCCGCAAGAGAUUUGCCGACUUCGACUUGGCAGGGAAGACCUUCAUCAUGACCGGCGGCGCCAGGGGUCUCGGGUUGGCUCUCGCAGAAGCGCUGGUCGAAGCCGGAGGCAAAGGCAAGCUUUGUGCUUACCCAAGCCUUUCCCGAGACUCAUUCCCGAGACUCAUAAAAUUCAGUAUACUGUCUGGACCGGGUCCCGACCAGGGAGACGCCUGGGAACAAGCCCGAGCCCGCGCCGUGUCGGAAUGGGGCGGGUGUUGAAGAAUUUUGAGGAAGUGCCCGGCUUGAGGGAGAAGUGCGAGAAGGAGAAUAUGAUGGGACGGCUUUCGGAACCGCAUGAGUUUAAGGGGGCGGUUUUGUUUCUGGCGAGUAGUGCGAGCAGCUUCAUGACGGGGAAUAAUUUGGUGAUUGAUGGCGGGCAUACCGCCUGGUAGGGUUGGGUUUGCUGGGAGGAGUCACAUGGGAUGGGAU
Pseudomassariella vexata is the source of this 954-nucleotide messenger RNA. RefSeq lists its product as uncharacterized. The transcript has a single exon. Bases 247 to 744 code for a protein of 165 amino acids. The record is from RefSeq and is a predicted model, not a curated record. NCBI's taxonomy places the organism in Eukaryota, Fungi, Ascomycota, Sordariomycetes, Amphisphaeriales, Pseudomassariaceae.